This is a messenger RNA of Striga hermonthica, 741 nucleotides long. The record is from the annotation of a GenBank genome assembly. Lineage: Eukaryota; Viridiplantae; Streptophyta; Magnoliopsida; Lamiales; Orobanchaceae.
AUGGGCAAAAGGGUACCUGGUUUGAUUGCUCUUUUUGAUGUUGAUGGUACGCUUACAGCUCCUAGAAAGGUGGCAACUCCUAGGAUGUUACAGUUCAUGCAAGAACUUAAGAAGGUUGUUACUGUUGGUGUGGUUGGAGGUUCUGAUCUCGUUAAGAUAUCGGAGCAGCUUGGGAACACAGUUAUAAACGACUAUGAUUAUGUGUUUGCCGAGAACGGUCUCGUGGCUUACAAGGAUGGAAAUUUAAUUGGAAAACAGAGCUUGAAGUCAUUUCUUGGGGAUGACAAGCUCAAGGAGUUCAUCAACUUCACUCUACAUUACAUUGCUGACCUGGAUAUUCCUAUUAAAAGGGGAACGUUUAUUGAAUUUCGAAGUGGGAUGCUUAAUGUAUCACCAAUUGGAAGAAACUGCAGUCAGGAAGAACGAGACGAGUUUGAAAAGUAUGAUAAGGUAAACAACAUUCGCCUCAAAAUGGUGUCUGUACUCCGUGAGAAGUUUGCACAUUUUAACCUAACAUUCUCUAUUGGUGGACAAAUCAGCUUUGAUGUUUUUCCUCAAGGCUGGGACAAAACAUAUUGCUUGCAGUACUUAAAUGACUUUCAUGAAAUUCACUUCUUUGGAGACAAGACGUAUAAGGGAGGAAAUGACUUUGAAAUCUAUGAAUCAGAGAGAACCAAAGGCCACACAGUUAUUAGCCCCGAGGACACACUAAACCAGUGUACGACUCUCUUCCUGAACUAA